AUGUCAGCAGGACUUGAAGCAAUGGAAAAAUAUUAUAAAAUAGUUCGUCCUCAUGGUGAAUAUUCUGAUAUAACUAUAGCAGUGAUUACAUUUUUACAUUUAGUAUUUAUGAAUGCAGCCUCACUAGAAGAGAUCAUUCUUGUAAGUUCUUCCCAUAAUGACCGAGACCAAAGCCUUUUCAUAAGCACAGAUGAAGGAGCUACGUUCCAGAAACAACCCAUUACUUUCUUUGUGGAAACUCUCCUCUUCCACCCAAAAGAAGAAGACAAAGUACUUGCUUACACAAAGGAAGGCAAGGUUUAUGUAUCCAUUGACUUGGGGAAAAAAUGGGUCCUUCUUCAGGAACGUGUUUCAAAAGAUCAUAUUUUUUGGGCCGUUGCUGGAGUUGAUGGAGACCCUGAUUUAGUUCAUAUGGAAAUUCAGGACCCCAGUGGAGGUUAUCGCUACAUCACUUGCCAGAUUCAGAAUUGUUCUGAUAAGACAAUGACAGUCCAGUUUGCUGGUGGCACUGAUCGGGAUUCCCUGACUGUGCAGGAUGACUACAUAUUCCUUCAGACAACAUCAGCAAAUCGGACCAAAUAUUAUGUAUCUUACCGUCGAAAUGGCUUUGUGCAGAUGAAGCUGCCAAAAUAUGCCUUGCCAAAAGAUUUACAGAUAAUCAGUACGGAUGAAAACCAGGUAUUUGUGGCUGUUCAGGAAUGGUACCAGACAGACACAUACAAUCUGUACCAGUCCGACCCACAAGGCGUUUACUACUCCAUCCUGCUGGAGAACGUCCGGAGCACGAAACAGCCAGAAGAGAAUGUCCUGAUAGAUAUUCUGGAGGUCAGAGGUGUAAAAGGAGUCUUUCUGGCCAACCAGAAGAUUGAUGGGAAAGUUACAACCCUAAUAACCUACAACAAAGGCCGCGACUGGGAUUUUCUAAACCCUCCAGACAUUGAUAUGAAUGGAAAACCUACUAACUGCAAACCUCCUGAUUGCUACCUUCACCUCCAUCUCCGCUGGGCAGAUAAUCCAUAUGUGUCAGGAACAGUCCAUACGAAGGAUACUGCACCAGGGCUCAUCAUGGGGGCAGGUAACCUGGGGUCUCAGCUGGUUGAGUAUAAAGAAGAAAUGUACAUCACAGCUGACUGUGGGAAGACAUGGCGCCAGGUCUUUGAAGAAGAGCAUCACAUCUUGUACCUGGACCAUGGUGGAGUUAUUGUGGCCAUCAAAGAUACCUCUAUCCCACUGAAAAUACUCAAGUUCAGCAUAGAUGAAGGCCAGACUUGGAGUACACAUAAUUUUACAAGCACUUCAGUCUUCGUAGAUGGAUUACUUAGCGAACCUGGAGAUGAGACACUGGUCAUGACAGUCUUUGGACACAUCAGUUACCGCUCAGACUGGGAACUGGUGAAGGUGGACUUCAGGCCAUCCUUCCCCAGAGAGUGCACUGAUGAUGACUAUGAAUCUUGGGAACUCACAAAUCUACAGGGUGAUCGUUGCAUCAUGGGUCAACAGAGGAGCUUUCGGAAGAGGAAGAUUUCAUCGUGGUGCAUUAAAGGCAGAAGUUUCACUUCAGCUCUAACAUCCAAAGUCUGUGAAUGUGCGAACUCUGAUUUCUUAUGUGAUUAUGGGUUUGAGCGCUCUGCACCUCUGAAGUCACAGUCUAGCAAGUGCUUUGCUGACUUUUGGUUUAACCCAGAAGCACCUCCUGAAGACUGUGUGCUGGGGCAGGCAUACACCAGCAGCAGUGGGUACAGGAAGGUUGUUUCUAAUGUGUGUGAAGGUGGUGUAGACCUGCAGCAGAACUUAGCACAGCAUUUGUGUCCAUUGAUUGCUCCCAAGGGACUUCAGAUCAGCAUCAGAGGAGAAAGCUUGGCUGUUAAGCCUGGGGAGGACAUCACCUUCAUUGUCAGACAAGAGCAGGGUGAUAUAUUGAAUACCAAGUACCAGGUGGAUCUUGGAGAUGGCUUUAAGGCGAUAUAUGUGAAUCUUACAAUGACUGGGGAACCCAUCCGUCACCGUUAUGAGAAUCCUGGGAUUUACCGUGUCUCCGUGAAGGCUGAAAACGUUGCUGGACAUGAUGAGUCUGUAGUGUUCGUCCAAGUCAACUCUCCUCUUCAGGCUUUAAAUUUAGAAGUGGUUCCAGUCAUUGGAAGAAACCAGGAGGUGAAUCUGACAGCCAUCAUACUGCCCAAGAACCCGAACUUGACAGUCUUCUACUGGUGGAUAGGAAACAAUCUUCAGCCACUUCUUACAUUGGACAGUUUUCUGGUGACGAGGUUUGCUGUGACAGGUGAUGUCAGAGUGACAGUGCAAGCUUCCUGCGGGAACUCCAUGCUACAGGAUUCCAAAGUUGUCCACGUUUUUGAUCAUUUUCACGUUCUUCCUCUGAAGUUUACCAAGCACCUGGACACGUACAACCCCAACAUACCAGAGUGGAGGGAAGACAUAGGGCGCGUAGUAACACGACUUGUUGCAAAGGAAACCAACAUACCUGAAGAAACGCUUAUGACAGUUGUGAAACCUGGUCUGCCCACAACUGCUGACUUGCACGUUCUCCUACCAGCAAAUCAACCUAAAAGGAAGAGAAGUGUAACUAGUGAUAAGAGAAUAGCGGCUAUAAAGCAGGCCUUGAAUGCACACAACAUCAGUUUCUUUCUGCGGGGAGGAUACUGGGUCUUAGUGACAUUAGCAGACUCUGAUUCAGACUCUCAAAGAAUUGGAGGAGGCAGUGGCUACUGGGCUAUUGUGAUUCUCUUCGUUAUCUGUCUAGUCGCAGUUGGGGCUUUCAUCCUCUACAAGUUCAAAAGGAAAUUACCAGGCAGGAAUGUCUAUGCCCAGAUGCACAACGAAAAAGAGCAAGAGAUGACAAGCCCUGUUAAUCAUAGUGAGGACACCCAGAACAUCAUCCAGGGUGAGGAGUUUAUUGAUGAUGAUCUGGACUCUCAAACGCUAGGUAACGCAAGAGUGACUCCUUCUGGGAGAAGUGGCAACUUGAACAGCUACAGAGUUCCCCUAUUGCUGAUGCCGGUCAGUGUCCAGUCCCAGGCAAUCACUCAGGCGUGGUUUUGAGCAUCAACUCCAGAGAGAUGCACAGUUACCUGGUUAGCUGAUAUUUACAGCUGAACGCAAAAACCGAAAGACUCUUCUCUGUAUCGUUUUAUUUUUCCCUGGUGAUGUCACAAAAUUACAAACAUGGCUAUAAAUGCUGGUGGAGAGAAGGUUCCCUAACAGUCCCGUGGAAAAAAAACGUCCAUCGUCAGUUACUGGUGGAGGAGGAUGCACAUCUUGUGUUCACUAAUGGCCUGAGAAUUUGUUAUUCAAACUCAAACUACAGUAGCAAAUGUGUAGCCCUGAGCACAUUCAAUGCCACCUUCUUUCUUUCCUGUAUAAGCUCUAGUUCGCUGUGUUUAUUUUUAGGAGAAUUGACUGUAACUUUUUAAUUGUAAUUUUAAUUGAGGUAUUCAGCAGAAGGAUGGGACUCUUCAGCUUGAAAAGGUGAUUUCUAAACCAUGACUGGACCAGAACAGGUGCUGGUUGGUCUCCAUGACAUGGUUUCAGAGGGCUGUAACAGCAGUGGUUCUAUACUGGGAGAGGACUGAGCAAGGAGCUGGAUGUGCUCCUAGUCAGUACAAGCUCUUAACUUAAAUACAUGUGAGACAAUCUAAGGAAUUUAGGCCUAGGCCCUUCUGUGGAUUAAACGAAGUAAAGUGCUAAAUAGGUUAUCUGAUAAUUGUAGGAUAACACUCCUUUAAGUGUAUCCAGUCCUGACAAACCCUCAGCACCAGUACCUCCCCCAAUCCCACCCAUGUAUGAGAUAAACACACCAGCGUGAAGCUUUUCCCAGACCAGGUGCCUUCACUUAGGACGGUCAUUUCAGUUGCUCUCCUCUUGUCUUCUGAGUGAGCACCUCCAGGAUAAUGACAGCUGCCAGAGCAGUUAUCAUGUAACAACCCAUGCUGAUGGCCUGUCUCUUUUUAAAUUUCCUUAGAGUGUAAAUAUGUCUUCAUGGUCACUUUCUUUGUAGGAUUAUUUUAUUAAGACUUGCUGUUAGGGCAGAGAUGCUGGGAAGGUGAGAGCCCUCCUCCAGUUCGGACAGCACAGUUCCUUUCCUACUCACAUCUUGCCUUGGGAUUUCAACUUUGGAGGCAGGGAUGGGCAAACUCAUACCCAAACUUCUCCAUUUGUGUUGGUCUGACAAGCCAGAGGGCAUGAGGAGGGCCUGUAUCAGUGGUAUCAGGUCCGUGCUUCCUUUCUCUCACCACAGGGUGUCACUCGGGCCCCACCACAGCAGUGGUCCCAACUUGUGCAGGUUGGGCAGGGGGUUUAGUAGGGCGCUUCUCUUGGAAACCUACAUAAUCUCUUCACUUUUUGCCUUCAGAGAGGAUAAAUAGCUCUUUACUCACUGAAUGUCAUGCCAAUGCUAGUGAUAAGCUCCCACACCACCUUGUGUGCGGGGGAUUCAGGUAGCUAACUGCAUCUGCCUGAGAAAACAAGCAGUAAAUAGUGAAUGCUGGCAAGACACAAAAGAACUGUCUUAAAAUUACCCCAUGCAUUGGAGUCAUUCUUCUGCAUAGCUGUGGAUAUCCUAAAGCAUAUGGUUGUCAAAUGCAGCAGAGUGGGAUGUCAUAAUUCAGUGCAGUAGUGUGGGCUCUCAGAAACCCCACAGGAUGUAUGUGUAAAGCACAAGAAAAUCUUGUUUAGAAACUUCAUGUGAUGACCUGGAUGAAAAAGUUAAAGAUGCUGAAAAAUACUGCAGACUCCUCAGGAAAACAAAUUCAAACUUCUUUCCAAACUUUCUGCCUACAUAGUGGUGGGGUGCCAUGCAAACUGACCCAAAGAGAAGCAAUGCUCUAGCUAAAUGUUGUGUUCAACAAGUGUGUGCAUAAAUUCAAGAUGUUAUGUGGAAUUGAGUCUGCGUUUCGCAAAGAGAAGUGUGAUAUAGAAUGUGCUGUGCAUUGGAAACCUGGUUGCACCAGAGGCUUCCCCUUCUCUCUAGCUUUUUAUGUGUUCUCUGGUGGAAAUGAGCUGGAACAGACAGUAAAAUAGCAUUGCAAACAGCUUGCUUGUUCCUGUGAAACGAAUCUGAAGUGGGCAUGGAGCAAGUGAGUAGGGGGCUAGUCUCCUGGUCAAGGAAUGGGAUGGAGAUCCAAGCACUGGAAUUGCUCUCCCACUGCUUGUCUGAUUAGUUAAAGAUGAUGCUGGAACUGAGUCACACAUCUGAUCUGUUCUUUAGCAGCUACUUUCAUACAUUUAAAACAGGGUGAUUUGUGUCUCUGAUAACAGCAGUCUUUUGGAAAAGAGUAGAAUAUUUAACCGCGCGGUACUCUAAUUAACACUUAGCACAAUAUAGUGCCUGUAAUAAUGUUUUUCAAUGCUAAUUAAUUUGAUUCAUGCAGCGUUCCUGCGAGGUUGGUUUGUCAUGUCUUAAAAGCACUGUUUUCUAAAGAGUUGUCAGUAUUGUUAUAACUGUAUUAGCAAUAUCCAACAGAUAAUAAAGUAAGCCUUUAGUUCUCCGGCAAGAAUAACUUUAAAAAUGACUUAUUUUGAAACUGAGAAAAUGCUAUUCCUAUUUUCCCAUUUGCGGUUUAUCUUCAAAUGAAAAUCAAUGUGAGGUUUUGAAUCUCUUGAACUA
Phasianus colchicus (ring-necked pheasant) is the source of this 5620-nucleotide messenger RNA. The record is from RefSeq and is a predicted model, not a curated record. Lineage: Eukaryota; Metazoa; Chordata; Aves; Galliformes; Phasianidae.